This is a messenger RNA of Perkinsus marinus ATCC 50983, 989 nucleotides long. RefSeq lists its product as hypothetical. Bases 37 to 969 code for a protein of 310 amino acids. NCBI's taxonomy places the organism in Eukaryota, Perkinsozoa, Perkinsida, Perkinsidae. The transcript has 8 exons. The record is from RefSeq and is a predicted model, not a curated record.
GGUUAAUUCUCCCUUUUCCUCGUAACAACGUUAACAAUGGGUUUUUGUUCGAUUGCUGGAUGUUUUGAAUUUUGCCGAGGACGCAGAGCUCCACUGCCGUCAUCAGCAUCAGGAACGGCAGCGUCAGUGCUAGGAGGGGCCGGGGGUAAACAGGAGAAGCUCAGCUCGAGGCCUUGUCGAAUGCCUCAAGGAGAUGAACUGACCGCGUGUUUGAGUACAGCACCGUACAAUUUGGUGGAGAGUGCGGCACCUCAUUCGAGAGCUCGGUGUUGGUCUACGCGUGAUAUCAAUAAAUAUCGAGGCGAUAUGAUGUUUGUGUCGGUGGACGAUCCUAUCCUCAGCAGACUGAUCGUCUCGGUGUGCAUCCAGCUUGGCCUUGGCGUCCUCGUAUGUGAUCCUGGUGACUUCGAGGCCGUUUGGAAGGAAGUAGUGGAACCCUGCUGCCCGGCUAGAGCCGUCUUUAUCGUGUGUACUGAUCGUCCUGGUUUGUGUAAUGUGGUCGAAGCCAACGGCUCGCUAUUGUCCAGCCGCAUUAUCAACGUUCAUUUAGUGGGAGCUGUUGAGAAGACGUCGCUUGAUAAGGAGGCAAGUCGUCAUUUCUUCCGUAAUAAAGUAACUCGUUGGAGAGCAGCCCCGGAAGCUCACGUUGGGAACCAUGUGAACCCAUUGGAUGCAUCGGGCUCGGGGUGCAGGAAUCGAUCGGCGGGAACAGGAGAGGACGGUGACCAGAUCGAGAUGGUCCAUCUAAUGUUUGACCAAAUGUUUAGGGACUCGGAUGCAGCUAUGGAUCAACAAAUCCUCAACUUCCAACGGAUAGUCGGGACCUUGCCGCAGCAUUUGGCUAGAAGUGACGAGCAGCGUGUUAAGGAUAUAUGCAAGGAUGACAACCCUCAUGAGGAUGCUCUUGAUGUGCUCACUAGGAUGCACGAUGAGGACGGCAAGCGCAACGAUGCUGGUAACAGGAACUAACUUUCCAUCACCAGUAGAGG